This is a messenger RNA of Chara braunii, 1171 nucleotides long. NCBI's taxonomy places the organism in Eukaryota, Viridiplantae, Streptophyta, Charophyceae, Charales, Characeae. The record is from the annotation of a GenBank genome assembly.
UCGAAAAAAUGCUCUGCAGUGGCCUUGAGGAAUUGUACCGGACCCGUCUCUGUCAAAAGAACAGUAUGCUAGUACUUCCACCUAGUCAGGGAGAGUUUCGUUUCUUUACUAUCCGAGAUCCGGAGAAGGAAUAUUCACCGUGGAAGGGCGUAGACAGACUGGCACUCCAAGUUGAGGAGAGGGAUGCACCAAAGAUAAAGGAACUGGAGGCUGAAUUGAAAGCUGUGAGGGUGGAGAGGAAAGAAGUCAAAGAGGGAUUUGAGAAAGAGAGGGAAACACAUGCGCAACGGAUAAAUGAGCUUGAGACUGAGCUAAGCAAGCUAAGGAUGGAGAGGCAGGCAUUACAAGAGAGGUUUGAGAGAUUGCAAUCAGAGCAUGACAGGCAGAAAGGCGUGCACUUGGAGAAGGUCAAGCAACUGGAGACCAGAUUGAGCACUGUGACUGGGGAGAGGCAGGUGAUGGAAGAGAGAUUUGCAAAAGAAAGGCAAGCGUACACAAGAAGGAUAAAGAAGCUUGAGACUGAGCUAAGCAGUAUGGGGAUGGUGAGAGACAGAGAGAGAUUGGAGAGACUUAAAUCAGAUCAUGAGAUGGCAAUGAGCUCAGAGAGCGUCAACCAGUUGGAAGACGAAAUAAGCAACUUGUCGGCCGAGAAGGAGACACUCAAAGAGAGGUUUGAGAAAGCAAGGGUAAGCAUUCAAGAACUGGAAUGCAGGCUGGAGAUCCAAGGAGGCACAGACAGUACUGAAGACGAUGGAGCACCUGGAAUGCCUUCGUCCCUCAGAGCUGAUAUUCAGUACCUGGCUCCGGAAUUCUGUCGCACAGGGGUGUUCACUCAACAGACGGACGUCUACGCGUUUGGCAUCACAAUCCUUGAAAUCCUCACCGGGAAAUUCAAGAAUGCAUUGGGAAUUAUGGAAGACGCAGCGGAAGAUGCUGCAACCUUUGCAAGUAUUUUGGACCCAAAUGCUGGAGCUUGGGACAUGGAUCUGGCCAUGGAAGCGGCACAAGUGGGUCUGAGAUGUGCAAGUUUGAACAAACGCAGCCGGCCGAGCAUGCUGACAGGUGAAGGUGCCAUUCUGCCUGCACUGGAGAGUAUUGCUAGUAAAGUGGAACUUGCUGACUCGAUGGAACCUUUGUGAGUAGCUCAGUCACAGUGUUGAAGUGGAAAAGU